UACGCGAUACCCCAGCAGCCUAUUUAUAAAGGAGUAAAAGAGGCGAUAAAUGCGCCAUUUCGUAUAGUAGUACUAAGUUUAGUUUGUUUCGCGUCGUGAUCGCUGCUUAUCGUGUGUGCGAAUACAUAAAAAAAAGAAGUAAAUAUGAAAGCGAUAAUCGCUAUCUCGAUGCUAGUCUCACUCGUGAUGGCAGCUCCUGCUCCAUCUGUGGUCGAUAGCGGAGUCGCGGCAUCUUCAGCUUCGGCAGCAACUUCAUCCAGCGCCCAACUUGUACAAAGCAACGUGAACUUACAAAACAGCGUAGACUCAUCAGUGGUUAGUCCUGUCGACCAGCAACCCGAAUCGGUCACUUCGCAAAUCGCCGUCCAGCAAGAAAUCCUACAAGUCAGUCAGGAUGCUCCGGUACCGCCUUCGUCGCCACCAUCAUCGCCUACUCAGUCGAACGCUCAGCCAGUUCCUGUUGUGCCCAUUGAUCCUCAAAAUGUGCAACUCCUCAAAGAAGCCAAUGCUCAGUACCAGUAUCAAAUCAACUCUAGAUACGAAGAGAAAACCAGACCAAUUUAUGGCGAUGUGUCUCCGCAACAUCAGCAGCAGUAUAGCAAUCAACCAUACCAAAGUACCAUGUACAUCGGACUUCCGCCCUCGUCAGCGGUAGCCUAUCCGUACUAUAAGGAAAACGUACAGUAUCAGGAGUUAGGCAAUGGCCAAAGACGUGCCGAAACCGUAGUCAAUGAUAAUGUACGAGCUCAGUAUGAAAAUCAAGACGCCUAUAAUCAUCAAAGAUCUCAAUCGUAUUUAGAAUACGGUAAAGGAGAAUUGUCCCCUGAUUAUAAUACCUAUUCGUAUAAAAGAACUUACUACUGAGCAUGUGAUUAGAUAGCAACACUGGUCAUUCUAAUGUUAAAUGUAUUUGUGUACCACUCGUUUCAACUUCAGUUAUACAUAUUUUUCUUUGCAUAUUUUCCUCUUCAUUUCUGCUUCGUGUCCCAUUACGUAUUUUUUGUUUCAAUAAUAAUGAUGUUUAUGAAAAAAUAAAGGUUUAAAUUUA
Messenger RNA from Planococcus citri (citrus mealybug), 1048 nucleotides. RefSeq names its product transcription factor SOX-9-like. The coding region runs from base 145 to 864 and encodes 239 amino acids. The record is from RefSeq and is a predicted model, not a curated record. The transcript has 2 exons. NCBI's taxonomy places the organism in Eukaryota, Metazoa, Arthropoda, Insecta, Hemiptera, Pseudococcidae.